AUGAAGCUCAGAUCGAAUACAGAGGUAUGCAGGAAAACAAUUAAGAAGGCAGAGAGAAUAUACUUAACAUACGAAUUGAAGAGUCUUUACGCCAAAAAGGAGCAAACAAACGAUGAGUUGCUAUCAAUUCAUUUAGAAUUAGCGGAGCGCAUACCAAUCGACUGCUUAAUGGAGCUUUUUGAUCAAAUGAAAACGCGCAUAAGGAAAGCCAUGAAAGAAAAGUACAAGAAAUUGAAAGGAAAACUAAAAAAGUUACAAACGAGUCAAGAAGGAGUGAACAAAAAACAGAGAGAGAAACCCGAAUUCCAUGCCAGGUUCGUAAACCUUACAGAAGUUCUCAUCAACAAAGAAGAAUCGCGAGUUUUAGAAAAAGGGCUCAAACAUAAUAUCCAGAAUUACAAUAAGGAAAAGGAAAUUGAGCAGACAAUUGUAGAUGCGGAAAUAGCUAUAUCUAUGCUGCCGAAAGAGGAACAGGAACACACUAGACACAGGUGCAAACAGUUAAUUGAAAAGGAAAUCAAAGCCAAAGGAAACAAAAACCACAGCAAAGAAAGCAAUAUAAUUAAAGGUCUGAAGCAGAAACUAAAAAACAACAACGUAAUCACGACCAAAGCUGACAAAGGAAACACAACUGUACUAAUGAAUAGAGAUGAAUACAUACAAAAAACGGAACAGCUUAUCAAAGAAACUAGAUGUAGGAAGUUAGCAAAGGAUCCCACUGAGGAAUACCAGGCCACAAUAAAAGAGACCAUAAAGAAAGCUACAAAAAUAAUAAAGCCGAACCAAAUACAUACAUUGACAAUCAUGAAUCCAUCAGCUCCUCCGAUGAAUGCACUACCUAAAAUCCACAAACUUGGCACACCCAUGAGACCAAUCAUAAACCACAGAUCGGCCCCAAGCUAUAAACUAUCAAAACACUUAAAAACUAUACUAAAGGACAACCUUGGAUUGCCCAAUAAGUACACAAUAUCUAAUACAACGGAAUUGAUUGAAAAAAUAAAAGACUCAGCGAUCACGAUGGAUACUAAACUGGUAUCAUUCGACAUAAAAGAUCUAUACCCAUCGAUACCAAUAACGGAAACAAUAGAUAUCGUAUUCAAAAUACUGAUUGAAAAAACAGGAAACAGAGAAAUCGCCGUAGAGAUAACUAAUACACUCAGAACGACGUUGCAUCAAAAUUACUUCAAAUUUAACAACAACAUAUACAUGCAAACAAACGGGCUAGGCAUGGGCAACCCCACAUCGGCGAUCCUUAUGGAGGUAUUCAUGCAGAAUCUGGAAGAAAGGUACGUGGAGUAUCUUACAUCACAACUAGGAGCGACGUUCUACGCCAGAUACGUAGAUGACAUCAUAUGUCUUAUAACAAAGAAAAAUGAAGGACAGAUAUUGGAAUACCUCAACAAACAGCACAGCAAUAUAAAAUUCACAAUGGAACAAGAAAUGCAAGGAAAGCUAAAUUACUUAGAUCUGACGAUAAAAAUAAAUAAAAGCACCAGCAGUCUGCAAUAUGAAAUUUUUAGGAAGCCCACAGCCACAGAUACAAUAAUACAUAAUACAUCGAACCAUCCUCAUCAGCAUAAAAAAGCCGCUUUUAGACAGAUGAUCAAUAGAAUUGAGCGAAUACCACUAACAAAAGAAGGAUACAACAAAGAACUGAACGCAAUAUAUGCCAUAGCGGCUAAUAACGGAUACAAAAGAGAUCUGAGAAAUAGCAAACAAACGACAACCCCACCGCCCAUGGUUGCAUUUUAG
Molecule: messenger RNA, 1752 nt
Organism: Rhagoletis pomonella (apple maggot)
Lineage: Eukaryota; Metazoa; Arthropoda; Insecta; Diptera; Tephritidae
Exons: 2
Coding region: 1-1752 (583 amino acids)
Source: RefSeq, a predicted model, not a curated record